AUGAUGGGAGAUGUUAAAGCGGCGGUUGCGAUGCACGAGCUCCUCUAUCAAGUCCAACAACGUCAUCAUCUCCUACCAGAGGCCUUCACACUUGAUUUUAAUGUCCAUUGGGGCCAGCAUCUUAUGCGGCCAGAACUAAUUGAGUCCACAUACCUAUUACACCGCGCAACUUUGGACCCUUAUUACUUGACUGUAGGCGAGCACUUAGUAAAUAGCUUGAACAAGCACACGAGGGUUAAUUGCGGCUUCGCUGCUAUAGAGGUUAGUCCAGUAUAUUAA
Messenger RNA from Protopolystoma xenopodis, 279 nucleotides. The record is from the annotation of a GenBank genome assembly. NCBI's taxonomy places the organism in Eukaryota, Metazoa, Platyhelminthes, Monogenea, Polystomatidea, Polystomatidae.